Messenger RNA from Adineta ricciae, 978 nucleotides. NCBI's taxonomy places the organism in Eukaryota, Metazoa, Rotifera, Eurotatoria, Adinetida, Adinetidae. The record is from the annotation of a GenBank genome assembly.
AUGGGACUAUUAGCUUACUCCAAGAAUUCAACUGACGAAUGUACAUUUGCUCUUUUAUGGAAUCAAUCUACUCUCAGCAGUCAACAACCGUUACUUUAUGUAUGCAUCAUUGCUACCUUCACUCAUUCUCUCUUUUGGCUUCAACUUCUCUUCUUUUCGUCUAUCCGACAGAAAUCUAUGCAAUGGAUCUACGUGUAUCUCGCUACGGACAUUCUUCUUGUCAUUCGAUUCUUCUUUCUCUUUAUCAUACAUACACUAGUAAUCGAUUGUCGACCGAGUGAAGGAUGGUAUCUAUUCAUCUGUUAUUUUGAAGCAACACUGGAUAAUUAUUUGAAUACGCUUGAAGUAUAUAUCUUACUUGCAUUGAACAUUUGUCGACAUGCACAAAUUACACGUAAUAAAAAUGUCUAUGAAACAAAUGCACGAUUAUUGAUUGUGGCACAUCUCGCAAUUUACAUCCUUCCAUUAGUAAACUUAGUGGGGCAAAUCUUAUUAAACUGGGCUAAACUCGAUGCUCAUAGUAGUGACAUAUGUGAUUUAAGAUUCUCAGCUACAUCCGUACAAAUUUACAAUCUUACGGUCGCUUUCGUCCUACCGAUUAGUCUCAAUGUAUUUGUUAUCUACAGAAGUGCUCAUCAUAUUCAACUAACUUCACGUUUACGUAGAGGUCAAUGUCAUAUAUCCGCGCGCGAGAAGUAUCACCGAUCUUUAGUAAUUCAAUUUCUUGUUUUCUAUACCAUCUGGCUUUUGCUUUGGGCUCCGAAUAUAAUCUUAUUUCAGUUGCAGAGUAAAAAUAUUCAAAUCAUAUCAAUAUGUCAACUGUUGAAUUUCAUCGAAAUCACCAUUGAUCCAAUAAUUAUUGCGGGAUUAGACAAACGCUUUUAUCGCGUGUGGAAAGACGUAUGGAAAUGUCUGAAGGACACGUUCCCUCUGAGAGUGAACCUCAACCUUAGGCAAAUAGGACCAUAUGCAAAUUGA